Molecule: messenger RNA, 2170 nt
Organism: Colias croceus (clouded yellow)
Lineage: Eukaryota; Metazoa; Arthropoda; Insecta; Lepidoptera; Pieridae
Product: CUB and peptidase domain-containing protein 2-like
Exons: 13
Coding region: 70-2106 (678 amino acids)
Biological process (GO): proteolysis
Molecular function (GO): serine-type endopeptidase activity
Source: RefSeq, a predicted model, not a curated record
UAUUAUUUUUAUUUAAUAAAUUAAAUUUAAGUACUUAUUUAACUAAUUCUGAAUUAUUUUCAGUACCUAAUGUUGCAAAAAACUUUAGUGUUUUUGUUGAUGCUAUUAUCAUCGCAGGCAAUUGAUAAACAAUGGACGUGGAAAGAAAUCAAGAAUCACGCAGCCUGGAAGAGAUUGGACACAUACGAAUGUGGUUUCAGCGCUUCAGAUCGAAUCAUCGGCGGCAUGAACGCGGCUUUAGGGCAAUUCCCUUGGAUCGUGCGCAUUGGAUACAAAAUUGAUGGCGAAGAAGACUUGGACUGGAUGUGCGGAGGAGCGCUGGUAACCGACCGUCAUGUUCUUACGGCAGCCCAUUGCAUCCAGACUUCGGGAGAAGGUUAUGAAAUAUCUGCAAUUCGUAUGGGUGAGCACAAUACAGAGACAGAUCCAGAUUGUCAACUGCAUGUGUGUGCGCCGCCGUUUCAAGACAGAAAAGUAAAGAUAAAGAAAAUACACCCGAAUUUCAAUAAACCACCUUUUCACAACGACAUUGGCAUCAUUCUUCUUGACAAGCCAGUCGAAUUAAAUGAUUAUGUUUCGCCAAUAUGUUUGCCACGUAGAGAGCAGCUAUCUGAUCUCAAAAUUGGCGAGUUGCUUACAGUUGCUGGUUGGGGUAAAAUGAACAUGACUACAGAGGAACGAGCUAAAAUAUUGCAGUUCGUUUCGGUUCCAAUCGUAAAACCUGAAACUUGUGGGGCGUUUAGCAAAGGAUUUAAAUUGUCAAAAUCAGAAAUAUGUGCGGGUGCGCAACUGAACAAGGACGCGUGUGGAGGUGACUCAGGAGGACCUCUCAUGAAGGUUUUUGAUACUCCAGAGGGACCGAAAAGUCAUUUAAUGGGUGUCGUAUCAUUUGGGCCAACAAUUUGUGGCAUCAGAAAACCUGCAGUCUACGCGUCUGUUGCACAUUUUAUCAAAUGGAUUUUAGAUAAUAUACUUCAUUGUUCGUAUGGUUUGGAGGAGCCAUGUCGCCACAGACACUACAAUGGAACGUGCAAACUUCUAACAGCCUGUCCCUUUGCUGUAGCUGUAUACAAUAUAGGCGAUAUAGGAAUGUUAAGAGAAAUGUUCUGCGGCUAUGAAAAAAAAACACCAAAGAUGUGCUGUCCAACAUCAGACAGGAUAGUAUUCGAAGAAGACAAGACAAUCGACCCGCCUGUUACUCCAAAAAUUGAAAUUACGACACGAUCGGCUCCUGAAGCUGAAUAUAAGAUUGACGCCAAAAAAGAGAUUAUUAAAGUAACACAAAGUCCGGUUUAUCCUGACAGGACUGUAUGUGGUAAACAUGAGUUUGAUUUUGAAGACAGAAUUGUGGGCGGCGAUUUUACCAAGAUUGGAGAAUUUCCUUGGAUCGUACGAAUCAAAAUUAAAAAAGAACCUGAUGAUAAGGAACAAUAUGCAUGUGCAGGAAGUCUAAUAACGGAUCGUCAUGUGUUGACUGCUGCACAUUGUUUACUAAAUAAUGUGGUUUCCGUGCGUUUAGGAGAAUGGGAUCAAACUACAGACAUGGAUUGCUACGAUGGUAUAUGCAGUAACGAUACUAUCGAUGUCGACAUCGAAUCUGUUAUACCUCACCCUAAGUUCAAUAUAAGAAACCGAACCCACGACAUAGGAAUAAUAAAGCUCGCCAAGCCCGUUAACUUUACAGAAACAAUCAGGCCAAUAUGCUUACCAACAACUCCUUACAUUGCAAGGCAAGAUUAUUCGUUUGACGUCGAUUAUGUAGCUGCAGGAUGGGGAUUAACAGAAUAUCAAUCAAAUUCUGCAGUAAAACGCAAGGUAACAUUGAGAGGUGUGAAAUUUAGCGUUUGUCAGAGUGUUUUGUCUUCUUGGCUGCACUCUGAGUCAGAACAACAAAUAAUUUGCGCGGGUGGCGAAAAGGAUAAAGACACUUGUGGUGGAGAUUCCGGUGGUCCUUUGAUGAGGGAAGUCCGAGAGGAUUUCUCUUCUAACUGGUAUCUAUUUGGCAUAACGAGCUCUGGCCUAAGAAAAUGCGGAAAAGAAGGCGUUCCCAGUAUUUAUACCAGAGUUUCAAACUACAUGGAUUGGAUAAGACAGAAUGUUACAUGACAACCUUGAUGUAUAACAUAACGAAAAACAGUAUUUUAUAUUAUAAUGUUAAUUUAUUACUAAA